This is a messenger RNA of Anastrepha obliqua, 1769 nucleotides long. It is a transcript of the gene shf, whose product is annotated as protein shifted. Gene Ontology annotation, biological process: anatomical structure development. Gene Ontology annotation, cellular component: cell surface; extracellular region. NCBI's taxonomy places the organism in Eukaryota, Metazoa, Arthropoda, Insecta, Diptera, Tephritidae. Gene Ontology annotation, molecular function: signaling receptor binding. Bases 195 to 1454 code for a protein of 419 amino acids. The record is from RefSeq and is a predicted model, not a curated record. The transcript is spliced from 8 exons.
UUACGAUAAAUAGCAGCAAACAAAUAAGAAAACAAAAAUAAAGAAUUAAGCUAACUAAGCUAAUUAAGCGCUGACAACGUUUGCUUUUCAUCGCAAGUUAAGUGUCUCGUUAUUUGUUUAUCUCUAAUACUCAAGUUUUAAAUUCCGUCUCGGAUUUUUCUGUAUAUUUUAUUUCAACGGCUAUCAUUCAAUUUAUGAAUAUGUUUUACCAUACACAAAAACAAGUUAUCAAGUGGUUCUAUCUAACAUCGCUGCUACUGCCACUACUACUAUGCUGGAGCAGUUUGAUCGAGUGCAGGAAACAACAUGUGCAGUCCAACGAAGCUGAUCAUGAGCUCAUGAGCAUUGAAGAAGAUGGUCGUGGAGGUGGUGGUAGAGGCAAUGUCGGGAAUGGUAAUCGUCGGGGGCAUCGCAAAAAACACAAUGAACUCUCAUUGUGGAUCAAUGAGCAACAAUUGAAUAUGUUAAGUGCACUUUUCUUUCCACAAGGCUUUGGGCACGGUCGCAUUUAUGCCAUCGAAAAUGGUCAUGUGCUGAAAGAUUUGCGAGAUUUGCGAGAAAUUAACAUUUAUGAGUACUUGAUUAUUCCCGCCGAAGUCAACUAUAUGAACUUCACGUGGAAAUCGGGUAGCAGAAAAUAUUUUUACCACUUCGAUCGCUUGCAAACGCUGGACGAUAAUAUUCUGAGAGCGCCCACGCUGUCGAUUAAAACGAAAGGACGAAUACCGGCGGAGGAAAAGAAUUUUAGUAUUUUCCUGCCAUGCGCCAGUAAUAACUCAGGUACGGCAAUGUUCAAUAUCGGUUUGUCUAUACAGAACCGCCGGAGGAAACCGUUGCUUGGCACGCCAAUACGUUUGAAUUUCAAAAAGAUAUGCGCACAUAGAGGUAACGCUUCCAUCUCUACACUAACAUCUCCGCAAGGUCCUGAUCCGGAAUGUAAUUUGAAGUGCGGCGAUAAUGGAUUUUGCAAUCGUCAGAAAAUUUGCCAAUGCAAAGCUGGCUAUACAGGUCUGUACUGUGAGGAGGCAUUUUGUUUUCCCAAUUGCCUAAACGGCGGCAACUGUACGGCUCCGUCGGUGUGCACCUGCCCCGAUGGCUAUCAGGGCACUCAAUGCGAAGGAGGCAUUUGCACCGAGAAAUGCUUGAACGGCGGCAAGUGCAUACAAAAAGACAAGUGCCAAUGUUCCAAGGGAUACUAUGGCCUGCGCUGUGAAUAUUCUAAAUGUGUGAUUCCCUGCAAAAAUGGUGGCCGCUGUAUAGGCACCAAUAUAUGUCGCUGCCCAAGCGGGCUGCUUGGAAAUCAUUGUGAAAUCGGCCGCAGGCAGCGUUCCACGUGUAAGCGUCCUUGCAAGCAUGGCGUCUGUAUGCCGAAUAAGACCUGCAAAUGUGAUCCCGGUUUCUAUGGGCAAUAUUGCAAUGCAAGAAUCAAAAAACAUCGUCACCUUAAUAGAUAGGCACAACUAACGCUUUGGAUGGAUCUCCCUUAGCUCUUCUCUUUACUACUUUGUCGGAUUAUUUUUUAUCGAAAAUUUUGCUAGAUCGGUAGUUAGUUUGCUGUAUAGUUUAUUUUUUUAAUCUAUCGCUGACGUAUGCAUAAUUCAACAUCUUCUUUAAUAUGUAUUGUAUUGAAAGUAUAAUUAAUACUAAAUAUUCGUAUGCCUAGUAAAGGCGCAUUAGAAUCGUUUAUUUCUAGAAAUGUUGUGAUAAACUUUUUGUUUAAUUAAUGUAACAAAAUUUUACUUCAAGGAAGUCUGAAAAUUUCUAAUUUA